UUGUUUUUUUUCUCUUCCUGUCUGUUGUUUUUCGUCCGGCGGGGUAUGUACCGGGUCUUUCCUGUGGGGUUUUUUGAAAAUUAUGAAUGUAGAUGAUCUUCAAUCAUCUUACUUCUUAAUUUCGCCUACCCACUUUAAGAUAUUUUAAAUCUUUGCUCUCUAAAUGCUGUGUCUUGAAAAAGAUACAUAAAUAACUAAAAAAAUCUAAGCUUCACAAUGGACGAAAAACUGAAGAAAAUUUGUCCUAACUGCAGUCAGCUCUACAACUUACGAUCGCUGACUCCUGUGCUCAGGGGAAACAUCCCACUUUUCCUAAAAUGUGGGCAUUCUAUGUGCGAAUCAUGCAUCAGGAAUAUUGUUAAAUUUGCUGAACCCAUAGAGUGCAAAGUAUGCCACAGUGAUAUGGAAGUCAAAUCAUCCGAUGUGGCUUUGUCAUCUUUGAACAAGUCGUUAUUGUACCAAGUAUUCCCAGUAAAUGUAUUUCUGCUGGGAGAACUCACUUUACAAUUCAUGGAGGAUAACAGCCAGACGCAAAAUGGAAAACACGAAGAUUACUACAUUGACUUACAAAAAAUUAUCCAAAGCGUUGACAGCACCAAAGGCCAAUGUUUGGAGUGCCAUAUUCCUACAACAAAAAUGUGCAAACAAUGUGCCACAAUUUUAUGUGAUACAUGUUUUAAUAAAACACACAAAAACUUUGUUGUGUUUAAAAACCACGUCCUGACUAAUAUUGAAGAAGUAAUGGAACCCAACCACUGCAAAGUACACAAAGAUAAACCACUUGACUAUUACUGCAAUGAUUGUUCUAAAUCCAUUUGUAUGGACUGCUUGAUGGUUGGUGGUGAAAAGUCAUGCAAGGACCAUAAUGUGGUGUCUAUGCAGGAAGUAAAUGCAAAAUUCUAUGAAGAUAUAAACCAAAUAUCGCCUAAAGUCGACGAAACUUAUAAGAGACUGACUAAAACAGCUGUUGACAUUGGCAACAUAUUGCACAAUAUGGAAAACGACACAGGUGCUACUUGUGAGCUCACCAAUAUAAUAGCAGAUAUAGAACAACACUUUUCUAAACUAACAUCCAAAAUUCAAAGUCACAAAAAAGAAGUGAUAGAUAUAAUACUUACAUUGAAAUCUGCUGAAAAGGACUCACUACGAAAAGCUAAAAAUGAUGUUUCUAAUGCCUUAAAAAAUGCGAAGAAAGUCUUAAACACUAUUAAUUGCUCGUCAGAUCCUGAAAAGCAGAAACAGAUUAAUCUUUCAGUACUUUUGGAGAGUGCAAAGGAAAUAAUCAAUGCACCAUGGUAUUUGAGCAAAGACGAAAAUAGUAAUGAUCCUCUAAAGGUGGCAGUUAACGAAGACUUGUGUGCUUUGAUAACGGAUUACAUACACCUAGAAGGAAAUGUAAAGUCGGUGUAUAAACUGCAGUCCACUUCGGAACUAGGGGCUGACGUAGAAAUACCACCCGCUCCAACUGCACCGGUGUACCCUCCUGAACUGCCAAAAGAUGUGAGACAGCAAAAGAAAAAGAAGCCUGCUGAAACAGAAGAGAACAGAAGCAAUGCCACCCGAGAUUAUAAACCUGGGUUUUCCAUGAACGCGCCUAAGUAUCGCAGCAAGAGUGGCUCGGUGUCAUCACUCAACUCCUGUGACAGCGAAUCCUCGUACAAAAGCUACAUUACACGAAAUGAGCCAAACAGACCGAUCGUUCAACAUGUUCAGCCAUUUGAAGAAAGCCGUCACCCGAAACCGAUAUAUGAAGGCUCCCAGGAGUUAAUCUACAUCACGCAUAUAGUCGAUCCACACAACUUCUUUGUGCAGCGUUCUUGCCAUCAAAGGCUCGUAAAAGAUAUGAUAAGAGAGUUCCGUAAUGCAAACUCUAUGCCGAAACCGUCUGUCAACCAUAUAACUGAAGGUAAAGUGUACCUCGUAUUCAACAAGGCGGACAAUAUGUGGCAGAGAUGCCGCGUCAUGCGGAUCGAUCGCAAGAAUCAAAGUCAGAUACAAGUGCAAGUGUUUUGCUUCGACUUUGGCAGCAUCGAAUUUGUGGGGAUUGACAAGUUGCGUUUGCUGCCGCCGGCAAGGCUUCAAGAUCCGAGCCCCCUAGCUCUGAACUGCUCACUGGCAAACUGCGUACCUAAAACCGGAAGAUGGACAAGCGACGACUCCAUCCUUAUCCAGAAUAUUAUCGACAAUAAACAAGCGGUCAUGCACGUCCGCCAUAUCCGCUCUAACGAGUGCAUGGUGACGUACGAGUGUGACGUCACGACUUUCGAAGACAGCGUGAGCGUUGCGCACGCGCUGGUGUUUCACGACCGCGCCAAACUGAUCAACCCGAGGCUGCCUUAUCCAUCACCAACGAACAUAAUGGAUAGGCCAAAAAUAUUCAUGAGCAACAAUGACUUCAAACCAAAGUCCAUUGAGGAGGCGUACAUUACACAUAUUGUCAGCCCAGAUAAAUUCUACGUAAGAAAGCGUCAUUUGCAAAGCAUAUACGAGAAGUUAUGUGAAGAUAUGGAUCAAGAGUACAGUCUGGGCGUUAACAACGGCAGUAUUUAUCUACCUGAAAUUGGCAUGGUAUGCGUCGUGAACACCGACAAGUAUCGCGCGGAGCAGCCGGAGCUGUCGUCUUGGGAGCGCGCCAUCGUCAUGGAGCUGCCUGGCCGCGGCCGCGCGCGUCUUCUGCUGCCAGACUGCGGCGCGUCGCUGCUGGCGCACUGGGGCUCGCUGCGCCGCAUCCACCGCCACUUCACCGCGGCCAAGGCGCUCCGCGCUCGUGAUGGAGCUGCCUGGCCGCGGUCGCGCGCGUCUGCUACUUCCAGACUGCGGCGCGUCGCUGCUGGCGCACUGGGGCUCGCUGCGCCGCAUCCACCGCCACUUCACCGCGGCCAAGGCGCUCGUGAGUACCGCCCACUGUGCAGCGUCAAGACACUUCUUGGGAGCGCGCUCGUGAUGGAGCUGCCUGGCCGCGGUCGCGCGCGUCUGCUACUUCCAGACUGCGGCGCGUCGCUGCUGGCGCACUGGGGCUCGCUGCGCCGCAUCCACCGCCACUUCACCGCGGCCAAGGCUCGAGACACCCUUGGGAGCGCGAUCGUCAUGGAGCUGCCUGGCCGCGGCCGCGCGCGUCUGCUGCUGCCAGACUGCGGCGCGUCGCUGCUGGCGCACUGGGGCUCGCUGCGCCGCAUCCACCGCCACUUCACCGCGGCCAAGGCGCUCCGUCGAGACACUCUUGGGAGCGCGUCGCUGCUGGCGCACUGGGGCUCGCUGCGCCGCAUCCACCGCCACUUCACCGCGGCCAAGGCGCUCCGUCGAGACACUCUUGGGAGCGCGUCGCUGCUGGCGCACUGGGGCUCGCUGCGCCGCAUCCACCGCCACUUCACCGCGGCCAAGGCGCUCCGUCGAGACACUCUUGGGAGCGCGUCGCUGCUGGCGCACUGGGGCUCGCUGCGCCGCAUCCACCGCCACUUCACCGCGGCCAAGGCGCUCCGUCGAGACACUCCUUGGGAGCGCGCCAUCGUCAUGGAGCUGCCUGGCCGCGGCCGCGCGCGUCUCCUGCUGCCAGACUGCGGCGCGUCGCUGCUGGCGCACUGGGGCUCGCUGCGCCGCAUCCACCGCCACUUCACCGCGGCCAAGGCGCUCGCCACGGAAUGCUACCUAGCGGGCGUGACUCCUCUCAACAAGAAGUGGAGCACCGGCUCCGUGGCGCUCCUGCGCAAGUACCAAGAGCGCUUGUUGGAGCUACACGUGGACGACACCCGCGCCCGCGCCGUGGGCGUCACGCUAUACGACAAGACUGACGUCGAAGACGUGAUCUGUAUCAACAAUGAGAUGAUCAAGCACAAGUUUGCUGUCACGUUCGGAUUAUUCAAGUUCAACAAAAAUGACGCCCAAGAUCAAGUCAUUACAAACAAGUCUCCUCUUGACCCACCGAAACAAUACCGAAAACCAAAACCUGAAGUGACCAUCCUGAAAAAACAAAGUUCUCCUAAAAAGAAAAUAAAAGAACAAGAUUUGGAAGCAAAAGAUAAGGGUCCGCUCCGGCUGGAAGCCAAACUUCUGCAUUACCAAUCCCCGUCGUUGCUAUACAUCUCGCUGCUCCAUCAGAACAAAUUGUUCCACGAUUUGUAUGAAAAAAUACAAAAGUACUAUACGACGACGAAAACUCAGGGCAAAAGCGAAUGGGCGGUCGGCGACAGAUGCUGCACGAUUUGUGCUCAAUCGCAGACGUGGCGGCGCGCCGUCAUAGUCGAAUUUGAAAAGGACAAUGCGAAGAUAUUUUACUCGGAUUUCGCGUGUAUUGAGAUGGUGCCGACCGCCAGCUUGAAGGAGUUGCCGAAUGAAUUCGCGGCGGUAGGCGACGCCGCUAUCAAGUGCCACCUGUGCGGCGUCAUCCCAGCAGUGGGCGACGAGUGGCCGUCUCUCACGAAGGAGUACCUCAAGGAACUCCUAGAUGCCUACAAGAGAAUAUUCAUCACCAAAUUGGGCUCAUUCAAAAACAAAAGCAUGCCCAUCGAAAUCUGGGUGUAUCACACCACUCAAGGCGGCGCUUUGGAGCCUAAUAAAUCCGAAUGGCGGUGUUUGAACAAGAAAAUCAUCGAACAAGGUUUGGGGAUACCAGAUAAAGUUCAGGAGGUCACUUCUCCUGAGAAUCUAGGCAGUGAUGAUGAAAUGUUAUCAUUUCUAAAUAUAACAGGAUCAGUAAAUGAAUGGCUUCAGUUGGAAUCCAUGCCCAUAAAACCACUUCUAAAAGAUGACAGUGAGUCUGUUAGCGAUACCCCAUCACCAAAUGUACUUGAUGAGGUUACUGAUGAAAUGAAUGAAUUCUUGAAGAAUGCAGACACGGUGUUCAUUUCUGAUUGGCUGCCAGCAGAAAAACUGCCUAACAAAGAGUUCACAGGAAUGCCUACGUACAUAGACAAUGACGGAGUAAUAUACCUCCACGAUGUGUGUCAGCAAGAUACCUUGGAUUUGAUUCGUAAAGCAUUAGACAUCCGUUUCAAGAACCCCGACCCUAGAGCUAAAUUUGUCAAGUGGUCCGUUGGUGAACCUUGCGUCGCAUUAUACUAUCUAGAUAAACGUUUUUACAGAGGACGAAUUCUCGAGGUCUGUGAUGACAUAUCCAGUUGUGUUGUUCAGUAUAUCGAUUAUGGUAAUGAAGAAACUUGUUCUUAUGAGGAUUUACGCAAGAGCAUUGCGCUGUACCAAAUACCUAUACAAGCCCACAAAUGUGUCUUGAGCCGGAUCAAACCAGUGGACGACCACUGGAACAGACAAAUUUUAGACUAUAUUCACAAAUUUAUGGUCGAAAAGAAAUGCCUUAUUAAAGUAUCCGGUGAAACUGACGGCGAUGUGACACCAAUAGAACUGAAAUAUGAUAAGUUGUGGCUAAACGACCACUUGGUGGAAUUUGAAAUGGCUGUGUACACUGACGGUAGUAAGGCUUGUGUAAGAAAGUACGCGCCUCCAACCGUUGAUAAACUCGCUGAAGAAGCAAUCGAAUCUGAUUCUGGCCCUGAUUAUAUUGUUGAGGAAUCGACUGAAACGGGCCCGAUGUCGACAUCGGCAGAUUCCAUCGAUGUGAGAGCUAUGCGAGGGAAAGACUGGAAUAAAUUGCUCGAUGAUGACGACGACGAAGAUGAAAUAGAAGAAAAAUUUACAACAUACCCGAAAUUCGAUAAAACUGAAUUUCUGUGCAACGUUACUAUUAUUAACGAUACCAAAACAAUGGAACUUAAUAUUAUGCACGACGAUGAAACUAAUCUAAUAUAUGAAGAGAUGUUUCGUAAAUUGCAAGAGCAAGGUGAAAAUAUGAGUCCGUUGAACGGCAUAUUUGAAAAUAAAGCUUGCGUUGCUCUGUUCCAUGAAGAUGCCCAGUGGUAUAGGGCGUCCAUCUUACAACACAGUGAAGAGAAAAACCUAAUCAAAGUUCGUUAUGUGGAUUACGGAAAUAUUGAAAUAAUUUCUUUAGCUGAUGCUAGAGAAAUAACAGAUGAUUUUUCUCACCUUCCGCCCGCUUCUAUACAAGUAAAGAUACAUGGUGUUGAACUUAAUCAAGACUUAGAAAUAGAUUUCAUAUCAAAGGAGUUCGCCAAUACAUUUUUAGAAAAAGGCCCUUUCACUGCUAAAGUGAUCAACUACAUUGAUCCAUACCCAAUUGUUGAGCUAAGAAAUGACGCCAAGGAAUUGGUAUACGAAAGCCUUAUCAGUAAAGGCGUUUUUCUAAAGUCUGAUAUUGUUAAUUCAGACGCCUAAGUGUUGUCUCAAAUGUUUUCAAAAUAUUUUUUCUUUUAUAAGUAACUAUGUUAAGUUUGAUUAUAUUAGACGUACGUAGUCAAUACUCGUCUCGUUAUGCGGGUCUUAUUCAAAUAAGCUUAUAUUAAUGGUAUAAACAUUAAAAAAACGAAUCUA
Messenger RNA from Ostrinia nubilalis (European corn borer), 6399 nucleotides. RefSeq lists its product as uncharacterized. Lineage: Eukaryota; Metazoa; Arthropoda; Insecta; Lepidoptera; Crambidae. Gene Ontology annotation, molecular function: zinc ion binding. The transcript is spliced from 28 exons. The record is from RefSeq and is a predicted model, not a curated record. Bases 217 to 6243 code for a protein of 2008 amino acids.